AUGAGUUCAGGAUAUACAAGCGAGGGUGAGAAAACCGACAAACAUAAACCCUUGCAAAAAUUGCCCAUAGAUCGUCCCGGAGGCCGUUCACUUGGAGUCCUAUUUGAGGACAUCACCGUUCAUGGUGUUUCUGCUGGCGAACAACGUGCUCAGGAUCUCUUACGAAUCUUUCAAGAUGUUUUCGUCAACUGGCCAACGGGCUUACUACGUAAAGCAAUACGCCCCGGCCGCCCCAUGCAUUCCACAAAAAGAUUGAUACAAGGAGUUUCCAGUGUUCUUCCUCCUGGUGAAACGCUUCUAGUCCUUGGUCGUCCUGGUGCUGGAUGUUAUGGCGCAAUCGGGUCGGAUGAGAUGGAAACCCGUUACGGUUCCGAGGUGGCUCUGAACAAUGAGGACGAUAUCCAUUUUCCUAUAUUAAAAGUUGAGAACGCCAUGCAGUUUGCACUACGUCUGCGCAGGCCAAAGUCCAACCCGGGGACAGAUGCCGAGUUUGCCGAACACUGGACCGACGAAAUCCUCGAUUCUCUUGGCAUCAAACAUACAAAAGCCACGAUUGUUGGCAAUUCUUUUGUUAGGGGCGUAUCUGGUGGCGAACGCAAGCUUGUAUCAUUGGCUGAAGUCCUCAGCGCCGCUCCUGCUGGCGUUGCAUGGGACAAUCCAUUGAGAGGUCUGGACAGCUCAUCUGCCCUCAGCUUCUCGCGUCUUCUGGAAGGCAUGUCAAGGGCCACUGGAAUGUCCAAUAUUGUCACAGCUUACCAAGUCUCUGAGAGUAUUUACAGAGAAUGCUUCGAUCGUGUUCCGUUAUUGUAUGAUGAUUAUCAAAUUUAUUCGGACCCUGCUGGCGACACUGCUAAACGUUAUUUUACCGAUCUUGGUUUCGAAUGUCCUCUCCGUCAAACGACACCAGAUUUCUUGACAGCUAUUACUUCGCCAGACGAACGCCGUGUCAAAGUUGGGCAUAACCCCCCGCCACCACUUGAUCCUGCUGGUCUUGCUGAUGCAUUUUGA
Molecule: messenger RNA, 1008 nt
Organism: Botrytis porri
Lineage: Eukaryota; Fungi; Ascomycota; Leotiomycetes; Helotiales; Sclerotiniaceae
Exons: 3
Coding region: 1-1008 (335 amino acids)
Molecular function (GO): ATP hydrolysis activity; ATP binding
Source: RefSeq, a predicted model, not a curated record